GCGCUACAUAAUACCGAACACGUACUAACAAGUAAAGAAUCAUCGACCAAGGUUUUCGUUGGUUGCAGAUCUUUUCCCUGUUCCUCAACUAUAAUGCAAAUAGAAAAAUCGUGUUUGCCCAAUUUUUGAAAUUUUUCUUUUGAUGCGAUUUUCGAGGAGUGGUAUUUUUGUAUUUAUGAAAUGAAUAAGAAUUUGACGUGAUGAAUCGUCUGCCUGGAGGUGCUCCGCACGGCGAUGCCGUUUCUCCGUCUACUUCGCGGAUCCCUUCCGCUGACGUCCGUUCUCCUAAAACGGGUGCUCAAUUUCAGCCUACCGCCUUCGUUCGACGCGUAAUAGACUCGCACAAUCCCGACGAACUUAAUCGCACACCAUAUAUCGGUCAGAGUGACGCACUUGGGCCGUCGACGUCAAUACAUCGAGCCGCCGGCUUCAGUUCGCCUCCUACACCUGCGCCCAAGCAUUUCGCUCCCCUAAGCCGCCAUGACGUUUUACAGCAGCAAACCGCUCCGAGUUCGACGAUGCAAUCCUCCGCCCCAGCACAACAACACUACCAACAGUCACAUGCCGACCACACACACGUGGGUCCCACAAAGGCCUUUGACCGGCUGGCCUUCCGCGCCGUCAGCCAGACCUUUAACGAUCUGAGAGACCGCGGCAUCCUGCUGAUCUCUGAUGAUAGUGCGCAGCGCAACGUACCCUUUCAGCUCAGCCCCAGCGUGGCUAAGUUUUUUAUGACAGAUAGUCAAGAGCAGCAACAUGCGCCACAAGAUCCCACUGCGUGGCCGGCGUUGGCACAUUCCGAUGCAACACGCCAAGGCUACCAUGUGCAGUUGGGUAGACGAGAGAACCCGGUUGUGCAGCACCAAUCACAGGUUGUGCAUAGUGAAGAUUUUAUGCCACUUGAAGCACCACCCACAAUUUAUCCUAGAACAGAAGCUCAAGCCGAUGAUAAGAUCCGUAUGAUGUUGAAAUACCUGGUUAAAUACACCAACCACGGCUUUAACGGGCCCUGGAUCAAGAAGUUCCUUUCGCGCAAUCUACAGACCGAGUCACGCGAACUGCGCACAAUCUUCGAUUCCAUGCACAUGAUCUGGGACAUGGAGCAGUACUGGGACAAUCUUCAACGGCGUCGCUACGCCACCCAUUUCCGCUGGGUCUACAAGUUUGCCCCCAUCAACGUCCAGAUGUGGGCCAAGAAGCAACUGUACAAGCUGCAGUGGCCCACGCGCUAUCUGCGCCAGAAAGCGUUGUGGCAAGCCGCCAGCCUUGGCGGAGAAAUUCAGGAAAUUGUCCAUAAGGUGUACCCGAAUAUCACCCAGGAGAUGUAUCCGUCCACCGAGGAAGCCGUGAUGCUGGCCGCCGUGGAUGUCGGUGACCUUUCAGCGCCCACCGAGACCAAAGACGCCCUGGAAACCUCUUUCGCCGAUUGGAUUCAGACCUCCGCAGCCAACCUUAGCGUGACCAUCUCGUACGCGUGGAAUGAACUGCGGGAAGACGGGGUCCUCCAUAAGGACAGCAUGGAGUUGGCGCCGCAGGAAGCCGAACUGCUGACAGCGCUGCGUAAUCUCGACGCGGCCAUCAAGGACUACGGCGUCCAUGGGGUGGAGAUCGGGCAGGAGGGGGCGCUGGAAUACGCCAAAGUGGUGCUGCGAUUCACACAGGGUCUUCAUGAUUAUCUGGAGAUGAAGGAACAUGGAGCACAGCUGCAGCAGGGGUUUAUGGUGACGGGAGGGCAGAUCAUGCCGUUGGGGGCUUUGGAAGGAGCGCCGGGGGUGGAAGCGCCUAAGGAAACUAUGGCACAUGCUAUGCCACAGGAACCGACGGUUCGGAUACGGCUGGCGCAGCGACAGGAAAGCGGGUUGGAGUCUGAGGAUUCGCUGGCAACCGAUGCUGAGAGAGACCAGCUAUCGACGGACUUGGGAACCGAGUCGGAAAUGGAAAGCACCAAACGUGCACUUACCAACGAGCCAGAGCGCCAGUAUCGAAACGCCGAAGCUCCUAUGAAUAUGAAUGCACAAGAGAACCUUCUAUCGGAUGAAACGCGAGCGCGGCUGCUACGCAGUGCGCGGUUGGACUUUUACGAAAAACAUCGUUCCCCGUCCCUAAGCCCACUCCGGCGCGCUCAGUUUAACCCGGAAGCCCCGCUGCAUACCGAGUCUGUCUUCGAAGAUGACAGGCAGUAUGCAACUGAGCCUGCAACGGGUGGGAAGAUAGCCGAAAGGGAGGAACCGUUCGUCGCUCAACUGCCAGAAGGGCAAAUGAAUUUAGCAGGGCAAAAUUCAAAGGGUGGUAAAGAGCAAACUGGUGUGAAUUACGAAGGCCACGCCCAUGAGCAACGGUUUAAUCUCACCGAAGCUCCGGAACGACAUAUUGUUAUUUAAGUUGCCGUUUGCUGCUACUGACACUGUUGUGCAAUGACUAGUUUUGGUCAUCUAUUUCCUGCUCUUUUUCCUUGCAACUUUUCUGUCUUAGAUAGACCUUUUUAAUGUUCCCUGACCGAACACUUUUUCUGUUUGUUAAUUUGCUGCAGUUUCCUUAUUGUUAGUUGUCGCGCCAUAAAUGAUAGCUAAGAGUGCCUUUGAAAGGUCACAAUAUUUAUUCCCGAAUAACAAAAUCU
This is a messenger RNA of Paramacrobiotus metropolitanus, 2617 nucleotides long. RefSeq lists its product as uncharacterized. Bases 201 to 2381 code for a protein of 726 amino acids. The record is from RefSeq and is a predicted model, not a curated record. The transcript has 9 exons. Lineage: Eukaryota; Metazoa; Tardigrada; Eutardigrada; Parachela; Macrobiotidae.